Anas platyrhynchos (mallard) is the source of this 3614-nucleotide messenger RNA. It is a transcript of the gene FMNL3, whose product is annotated as formin like 3. Gene Ontology annotation, biological process: cortical actin cytoskeleton organization; regulation of cell shape; cell migration. Gene Ontology annotation, cellular component: cytosol. Lineage: Eukaryota; Metazoa; Chordata; Aves; Anseriformes; Anatidae. The record is from RefSeq and is a predicted model, not a curated record. Gene Ontology annotation, molecular function: small GTPase binding; actin filament binding.
GACGGCACGGGCCGGGCCGGGCCGAGCCGAGCCGGGCAGGGCUGGGCUGGGCUGGGCUGGGCUGGGCUGGGCUGGGCUGGGCUAGGGCCUCGCUGAGCCUCCCCGAGCCGCCCCGGGGCUGGGGAUGGGGAACGUGGAGAGCGCGGACGGGGAGCCGCUGUCCCGGGGCCCGGGAGUGGCGGUCGCCGCCGCCUCCCCCGCCUCCCCCGGGGGGCUGCUGGCCCCCGGGAAGAUGCCGAUGCCGGAGCCGUGCGAGCUGGAGGAGCGCUUCGCCAUGGUGCUGAGCUCCAUGAACCUGCCCCCGGACAAAGCCCGGCUCCUGCGGCAGUACGACAAUGAGAAGAAAUGGGACCUCAUCUGUGACCAGGAGCGGUUCCAGGUGAAGAGCCCCCCCCACGCCUACAUCCAGAAGCUGCAGAGCUUCCUGGACCCCGGUGUCACGAGGAAGAAAUUCAGGAGGAGGGUGCAGGAGUCCACCAAGGUCCUGCGCGAGCUGGAGAUCAGCCUGAGGACGAACCACAUCGGGUGGGUGCGUGAGUUCCUCAACGAUGAGAACAAGGGGCUGGACGUGCUGGUGAACUACCUGUCCUUCGCUCAGUGCGCCGUCAUGUUUGAUUUUGAGGGCCUGGAAGGCGGCGAGGACGGCGCGCUGGAGAAGCUGAGAGCCUGGAGCAGAUCCAUUGAGGAUCUGCAGCACCCCAGUGCCCUGCCUGCCCCCUUUGCCAGCAGCCUGGCCCGCUCUGCCCGCCAGACCGCCCUACGCUACGGGACGCUGCCGAGCCGCAAGGCGCUGAAGAACUCGCGCCUGGUGAGCCAGAAGGACGACGUCCACCUCUGCAUCAUGUGCCUGCGUGCCAUCAUGAACUACCAGUACGGCUUCAACCUGGUCAUGUCCCACCCCCACGCUGUCAACGAGAUCGCCCUGAGCCUCAACAACAAGAAUCCCAGGACCAAGGCGCUGGUGCUGGAGCUGCUGGCGGCCGUGUGCCUGGUGAGGGGCGGCCACGAGAUCAUCCUGGCGGCCUUCGACAACUUCAAGGAGGUGUGCAAGGAGAAGCACCGCUUCGAGCGACUCAUGGAUUACUUCCGCAACGAGGACAGCAGCAUCGACUUCAUGGUGGCCUGCAUGCAGUUCAUCAACAUCGUGGUGCACUCGGUGGAGGACAUGAACUUCCGCGUGCACCUCCAGUACGAGUUCACCAAGCUGGGGCUCGAGGAGUUCCUACAGAAGUCGAGGCACACGGAGAGCGAGAAGCUGCAGGUGCAGAUCCAGGCGUACCUGGACAACGUCUUCGAUGUCGGGGGGCUGCUGGAGGACGCCGAGACCAAAAACGUGGCCCUGGAGAAGGUGGAGGAGCUGGAGGAGCACCUGUCCCACCUGACGGAGAAGCUGCUGGACCUGGAGAACGAGAACAUGAUGCGGGUGGCGGAGCUGGAGAAGCAGCUGCUGCAGCGGGAGAAGGAGCUGGAGGCGGUCAAGGAGACCUACGAGCACACGAGCCACCAGGUGCACACGCUGCGGCGGAUGAUCAAGGAGAAGGACGAGGCUUUCCGGCGGCGCUACGGCUCCGAGCCCCCCCCCGUGCUGGGCGUCGAGCCCCCUCCCCAAUCCGAGCCCCAAGCUCUGGAUGAGGCCCCGAGGGUCCCCGUCCUGCCUCCCCCCGAGGCUGCGCCCCCCCCGCCGCCUCCUCCACCUCCCCUGCCGCCCCCUGCGCCCCCGCUGCCAGGCAAGUGCCCGCCGGCCCCCCCGCUGCCCGGGGCUUCUCCCUCCAUCGCCCUCACCGUUGGGCUCUCGGCCAUCCGGAUCAAGAAGCCCAUCAAGACCAAAUUCCGGCUGCCCGUCUUCAACUGGACGGCGCUGAAACCCAACCAGAUCAGCGGGACGGUGUUCAGCGAGCUGGACGACGAGCGGGUGCUGGAGGACCUGGACCUGGAGCGUUUCGAGGAGCUCUUCAAGACCAAGGCGCAGGGCCCGGCGCUCGACCUGGUGUGCGCCAAGAACAAGGCGUCGCACAAAGCCGCCAGCAAGGUGACCCUGCUGGAGGCCAACAGGGCCAAAAAUUUGGCCAUCACCCUGCGCAAAGCCGGCCGAGGCACCGAGGAGAUCUGCAGGGCCAUCCACACGUUCGACCUGGCGACGCUGCCGGUGGAUUUCGUGGAGUGCCUGAUGAGGUUCCUGCCCACGGAGGCGGAGGUGAAGGCGCUGCGGCAGUACGAGCGGGAGCGCAAGCCGCUGGAGGAGCUGGCGGACGAGGACCGCUUCAUGCUGCAGUUCAGCAAGGUGGAGAGGCUGCCCCAGCGCAUGGCCAUCAUGGCCUUCCUGGGCAACUUCGCCGAAAACCUGCAGAUGCUGACGCCGCAGCUCAAUGCCAUCAUCGCGGCAUCGGCCUCCGUUAAAUCCUCCCAGAAGCUGAAGCACAUGUUGGAGAUCAUCUUGGCUUUGGGCAACUACAUGAACAGCAGCAAGCGCGGCGCCGUCUACGGCUUCAAGCUGCAGAGCCUGGACUUGCUCCUGGACACCAAAUCCACGGACAGGAAGAUGACGCUGCUGCACUUCAUCGCGCUGACGGUGCGGGAGAAGUACCCCGAGCUGGCCACCUUCUGGCAGGAGCUGCACUUCGUGGAGAAGGCAGCCGCAGUGUCCCUGGAGAACGUCUUGUUGGACGUCAAGGAGCUGGGCCGGGGCAUGGAGCUGCUGCGCCGCGAGUGUGGGCUGCACGAGAACGGCGUCCUGCGAACCUUCCUGGCCGCCAGCGAGGGCAAGCUGGAGCGGCUGCAGAAGGACGCGCGGACGGCUGAGGACGCCUACAACACGGUGGUGCGGUAUUUCGGCGAGAGCCCCAAGACCACCCCCCCGUCCGUGUUCUUCCCCGUCUUUGUCCGCUUCAUCCGCUCCUACAAGGACGCGGAGCAGGAGAAUGAGACGAGGAAGAAGCAGGAGGAGGUGAUGCGGGAGAAGAUGCUGGCGCAGGAGGCGAAGAAGCAGGAGAAGCGCAACAAGUGGCAGCAGCAGGAGCUGAUCGCGGAGCUGCGGCGGCGCCAGGCCAAGGAUCACCGCCCCGUCUACGAGGGCAAGGACGGCACCAUCGAGGACAUCAUCACCGCUCUGAAGAGCGUCCCCUUCACCGCCCGCACCGCCAAGCGGGGCUCGCGCUUCUUCUGCGACCCGUCCCACCACGACGAGUCCAGCUGUUAGCCCCCAGCCCGGAGGCGCCGGAUCCGCCUGUAACACACCAGGGUCCCGCCGGUCGCCUCCAUCCCCUGGAACCCCUUAGGGUGGGGGGGGGACACCCCGGUGCCACCGUCCUCAUCCUCGAGGGCAGCAUCCACCCCUCCUUGUCCCCCCCCCCAAAAAAAAAAUAAUCUGGGGGCUUCUCCUCCCCCCCUCAAAGCCAAGCAGGGACCAAAUCCUGCUCCUGGUGCUGGGGGGGGGGGGUAGUGGAAGGGGGACAUGGGGGGGGGGCUGUGGGGUUGGGGGUCCCCAUCCCCAGGCUCUCAUCUCCCUGAAGCCACUGGGACCACAGUGGGGGGGGGGACAGGGGAUGGUGCCCCCCCCCCCCACGCUCGUCACUUUGACCACUGAUGAACACUAAUUGCCAAAAAUUAAUAAAAAA